This is a messenger RNA of Cajanus cajan (pigeon pea), 630 nucleotides long. Lineage: Eukaryota; Viridiplantae; Streptophyta; Magnoliopsida; Fabales; Fabaceae. The record is from RefSeq and is a predicted model, not a curated record.
AUGGUGAGACAGAUUCAGAAGAGGUUGAGAGCUACUCAGAGUCGACAAAAGUCUUAUGCUGAUAGAAGGAGGAGACCACUAGAGUUUGAGGAGGGAGAGCACGUGUUUCUCAGGGUGAAACCUACUACUGGUGUGGGAAGGGCAGUAAGGGCUAAGAAACUCACACCGAAAUUCAUUGGUCCUUACCAAAUCCUUCAUCGUGUAGGUCCGGUAGCUUAUCAGUUGGCGUUACCUCCGUUUCUGUCCAACCUGCAUGAUGUGUUUCAUGUUUCACAGUUGAGGAAGUACAUUAGAGACCCGAGUCACGUGGUAGAGAUGGAUGAGGUGCAAGUUAGAGAGAACUUAACCUAUGAGAAGAGACCGGUAGCUGUGGUUGAUCACAAGUUGAAGGAACUUCGUGGCAAGUCCAUUAGCUUGGUGAAGAUUCUGUGGGAUGCAGCUACUGGUGAGGCAACCUGGGAAAUAGAGAGCCAGUUCAAGGAACAGUAUCCAUUUCUCUUUUCAAUUCAGAACGGGCCAUUCCGGUAUCGGUAUAGGCCGUUCUGGCCAAUCCGGAAAAGUGGAGCUGCUGAUGCUGAUGGAGUUAAUGACGGUGGAGCAGCUGCUAAUGAUGAUGACCAAACUUCAUAG